AGCACUUUAAUCUCUGUCUUUAGAAAGGAAAAGAUAGUCACUAGAUCCAUACAUAUAUGGAAUCGUCUCGGAACAAUAAUUUCUCAUUCUUUGUUCUAUUUACGAUGAUACUGAGCUUAGCACUAUUGUUGCUGGUGCCAUCUGCGAAAGCUCUAACAUGUGGCGCUGGGGAAACUUAUGUUCUUAACAGAACAGUGCAUGUCAGUUCCGAUCAGUUCUGCAGGACUUGUCCUUCAGAAGUCGAGGAGUUAUGUAGACUGCAAGGAAGACCUGUGUCCACAGUAGAGUGCAACUGGUGGAAUUCUCCCCCACAACUAAGGGAAUCCGUGUGCCAAGGUUGUUGUGGUAAACCUACGGCAACACCAGCGCGUCCAAUAUCAAAUACUGAAUGUCAAGCAGGAGACAUAGAGACAUCUUUCCCCUUGUAUCCUAAUUUCCCUUGGAAUUGUGGCCUCUGUCAAGAUGGUUGCAAAAAGAAAUGUAGGCAUGAAAGUAAAUGUAUGCCAACCGGAAACGCGACUGUGUCUAGAGAAAUGUGCACGUACAUGGAAUAUUGGGGGGAAGCAAUUUUUGUGUGCAAUUGCUGUUGCAGAAAGACCAACGCAUAUUUAUUAUCGCCCAUGUGAUAGUUGAUUAAACUUUGUCAUGCACCUUGCUUUUGGGUGUAUCUCCGUGAGCUAGCUGCUGUUGUUCAUAAGAAUAUCGAUCUAAUGUGGUAAGUUCGACAGAACCUUAUACAUAUUUCAUUAAUAUAAUUGUUGAACCGUAUAAUAAACUUAAAUGAAUAAGCAGCAUGCACUACAUAUCUUCCAUUUGUUUUGGCAUUUGUUUCUGUAUUUGUUUUUGUAUCUGCACGGUGAUAAUAUUGUACUUGGCUGUGUUAUUUUACGAAUGAAUAAACAUUUUAUU
Molecule: messenger RNA, 909 nt
Organism: Papaver somniferum (opium poppy)
Lineage: Eukaryota; Viridiplantae; Streptophyta; Magnoliopsida; Ranunculales; Papaveraceae
Exons: 2
Coding region: 57-626 (189 amino acids)
Source: RefSeq, a predicted model, not a curated record